UCUGCACCGACUUCGUGAAAUAUUCAGAAAUUGCAUUUGGGCAACUCUUCGCGCAUCUGUCAUCGACCGGUCGUGAUCGGCUACGUGAAGUUCGGACUUCUCGCAAGGAAUCAGAAAAGUCGUGUUCGUGUACCUUCUGGCCACCAUGGCGGCAACGAUGAGAAGAUUUUGCGGGGCAGGUCUCCUAAAAACAACUAAUAAUGUAGCAUUUCAGCAGAUAAACAAUCUGUCGACUACGAAGACAUGGACCAAAGGACAAAAAAGGUUGGUGGCAAGUCUUGGACUUUUGGCAGGUGGAGCCGGCGCACUUCUUUUCGCCUUGGACCAGUCCGUGAAGGCCUCCGGCACGGAAGUUCAUCCGCAAGCUAUGCCGUGGAACCAUAAGGGAAUCAUUUCAUCCUUGGAUCACGCUAGCGUACGACGAGGUUACCAAGUAUAUAAGCAAGUAUGUGCCGCUUGCCAUUCGAUGAGAUACAUUGCUUAUCGUAAUUUGAUCGGUGUUAGCCACACUGAAGCCGAAGCCAAGGCAGAAGCUGAAGAAAUCAUGGUGACGGACGGUCCUGACGAGCAAGGAAACUAUUACAAGCGGCCAGGAAAACUAUCCGAUUACUUCCCGAGUCCCUAUGACAACGAGGAGGCAGCUCGUGCAGCGAACAAUGGUGCUUAUCCACCAGAUCUAAGCUAUAUCGUGUCUGCACGUAAAGGGGGUGAAGAUUAUAUCUUCGCACUGUUGACUGGAUACGUUGAUGCGCCAGCUGGUGUAGUGUUGCGAGAAGGUCAAUAUUUCAAUCCUUACUUCCCAGGAGGUGCUAUUUCAAUGGCUCAAGCAUUGUAUAAUGAGGUAAUUGAAUACGAAGACGGUACACCAGCCACGGCCAGUCAAUUGGCUAAAGAUGUGUCGACCUUCUUGAAGUGGACUUCGGAGCCGGAGCACGACGAACGGAAGCAAAUGAUCAUCAAAGCAAUUGGAAUCUUUACAUUCUUAGGAGUUCUAUCCUAUUAUAUCAAGAGGCAUAAGUGGUCAUCGCUGAAAUCAAGGAAGAUAGUAUUUUAUCCGAAGAGCGAAAAGUAAAUUAAAUUUUUAACACCAAAAGCGUAAACAGUGUAAUGAUAAGCAAAUCUAAGAAAUCACUAAAGAGAUCUGUUCCAAUAUUCUUUCGUUGGACACUUAUCAACGCGACAACAAAAACAAAAAUAAUAAAACAAACGUCUCAUGUUUGAUGAGAAAAGAAACACUGGUUUUGCUAAAAGAAAUCAAUUAAACGUUAAAAACAACAGAAACGAAUAAGUGUUGUAGUUAAUUAAAAUCCAACUUACCGAAAAUGAA
Messenger RNA from Hermetia illucens (black soldier fly), 1327 nucleotides. It is a transcript of the gene Cyt-c1, whose product is annotated as cytochrome c1, heme protein, mitochondrial. The coding region runs from base 146 to 1072 and encodes 308 amino acids. NCBI's taxonomy places the organism in Eukaryota, Metazoa, Arthropoda, Insecta, Diptera, Stratiomyidae. The record is from RefSeq and is a predicted model, not a curated record. The transcript is spliced from 6 exons. Gene Ontology annotation, biological process: mitochondrial electron transport, ubiquinol to cytochrome c. Gene Ontology annotation, molecular function: heme binding; electron transfer activity.